AUGAAUAAAGAAACAGCAAUCCAUAAGGACGGAGAAAGAUACGAAAGCUUACAGGGAGUAUCAAAACUUAUCCAAACUGAUUCCCACUUUAUCUUGUUCAAUACCGCUGCAGCGUUAUCCAGACAAUCGACAUUAGCCUUUCCGGCCGGUGGGUCUGUGAUAUCCUCUGCGAGCGGAGAUGGGCCCAAUUUGGCGCGAGGCCGGUUGCUUGUUACAGCCCAUCCUGGCCAUGCAGCCAUAACUUUGUAUCUUACAGGAUCCCGUCAUGUCCACGGUGUCAUGUCAGCUACAGAUCUAAAAGAAAUCGACCGGGGAUUCCUAGGUAUUCUAGAGAAAUACUUUUCGGCUGAGGGCGCCUUCAACAUAAGGUUAGCCUUGAUUCCUAAGUCCGGAGAAGAGUUUGGCAAUGCUUGCUGA
Messenger RNA from Melampsora larici-populina 98AG31, 417 nucleotides. RefSeq lists its product as uncharacterized. NCBI's taxonomy places the organism in Eukaryota, Fungi, Basidiomycota, Pucciniomycetes, Pucciniales, Melampsoraceae. The transcript is spliced from 2 exons. Bases 1 to 417 code for a protein of 138 amino acids. The record is from RefSeq and is a predicted model, not a curated record.